AUGUCCGAGCGCGGGGCGAGCCGGGCUAGAGAGGGCAGGACCCGGCACAGGGGCUCAGAGUGGUCCCCGCUGAGGGAAACCAGGCGGCGGCGGAGACUGCACAUCUGGCGCCCCGGGCGCGCACGCUCGGCGCACCGCCCCCCCGGCCGGCCGCCGCAAUCUGCCGAGCGUCCGGCGAGGUGGCGGCGGUGUCAGGGGAGGCGGUGGUGUUCGCGAGAGGAGGGGAGAGGGUGGCUCCGCGCGCCGGGAGGGGAGUGUUAUGUGGGGCGCCGCGCCCCCCGCCCCCGCGCCAGGAGGACGCGCAGACGGGGCGGGGCGGGAGGGGAGCGCGGGGCGGGCGCCCGGGUGUCCCCACCUCCGCGUCGGGCCACCGCGCAGGGAGGGGGCGGGGUGCGUGUCGCCGUUUCACCCUUUGUGCGGCGCGGCGCAGGCCCGGGCGGCGGCCAGGGGCGCUUUGUCCUCACCGGGCGGGGACGGACGGUCCCGGGUGGGGUGGGGUGGGGAGGGGUCCUCAGUGCGCUCGUCCCCUCCCCGGGCGUCCCGCACUCACCCUCCGCAGCCACUGCCGGCGAUCUGCCGCUGGCUUGGGCCCAUCGGCCCCGGAUAAAGCUCGCGGGGCCCGGAGGCCGCAGAGGCGACUACGCACGGAGCCCGGGUGGCCCAGGCGUGCGCGCGGUGGCCCGGGACUGCAUCCUCCCCGGGCCAUCCUUCAUGUUUGUUAUGGUGUCGCGGCGGCCACCAGGCCCGCGAGAGCUGGGGGAGGCCGGGGAAAGGAGGCCCGGCGGUGUUGGGUUACCGGCGACUAGGGUCAGAAGAGCGAACAGGGAAGAGCGACUGGUGUGUCCCGCAAGUUGCCUGACCGCUCUGGCGCUUCCUCUGCACUCUGGGGUUCCGCCCGCCCUCCGCAUUCCUUCUGUCUUCACUCCUGUCCACUUAUCACCUCACACUGGACUCCGGCAACAGACUGCCUGCGCGAGAACCCCUCCCUGCUGCCAGAGUCAUGGCCUGAAACACCUCAGGACUCAGAUCGCCCCCCCCCCGCCCCCGCUCCGCUCUGCACUUGAUAAUCUUAUCUCCAAACUUCAUUGACUUAUUUCACUGACGCCUGAAACCCCUCUGCCAGCCGCUGCCUCCCUUUAAAGCACCCAACAAACGGCAAAGGCCAUGUUUAUUCUGAUCUAUUCAUUCCACCAGCCCUUACAGAAUCCCCCUGCCUUCGUCCUGAAGCUGUAUGAUGCUUUUUCAAACAGUCCGUAGACGUGCAUGUAGAAUGUGAGACAAGUUAGUGGCGUGCAGGUAGAGUCCUGGGGUCCCCGUUGAAUUGGCUGGGUGAGUUUGGUCAAAUGACUUAACCUUGUGAACCUUCUUCAGUUUGCUCUUGUUAAAAUAUGUGUCACUGGGUCUGGUUGAUUUUAGUUUUGGUUUGGUUUGGUUUUCAGGAAAACAGAUUGUGUCUGUAUUGGUAAUUAAA
Molecule: messenger RNA, 1471 nt
Organism: Peromyscus leucopus (white-footed mouse)
Lineage: Eukaryota; Metazoa; Chordata; Mammalia; Rodentia; Cricetidae
Product: translation initiation factor IF-2-like
Exons: 3
Coding region: 1-1089 (362 amino acids)
Source: RefSeq, a predicted model, not a curated record